AUGGGGGAGGGUGACGAGAGGGUGGAAAGUCAUACUGGGGAGUGUGGGGAGGGAAGGGAGAGGGUGGAAACUCACAGUGGGGAGUGUGGGGAGGGAAGGGAGAGGGUGGAAACUCACAGUGGGGAGUGUGAGGAGGGAAGGGAGAGGGUGGAAACUCACAGUGGGGAGUGUGGGGAGGGAAGGGAGAGGGUGGAAACUCACAGUGGGGAGUGUGAGAAGGGAAGGGAGAGGGUGGCAAGUCUCAGUGGGGAGUGUGAGGAGGGAAGGGAGAGGGUGGAAACUCACAGUGGGGAGUGUGAGGAGGGAAAGGAGAGGGUGGAAACUCACAGUGGGGAGUGUGAGAAGGGAAGGGAGAGGGUGGAAAGUCUCAGUGGGGAGUGUGAGGAGGGAAGGGAGAGGGUGGAAACUCACAGUGGGGAGUGUGAGGAGGGAAGGGAGAGGGUGGAAGGUCACAGUGGGGAGUGUGAGGAGGGAAGGGAAAGGGUGGAAAGUCACAGUGGGAAGUGUGGGAAGAGAAGGGAGAGAGUGGAAAGUCACAGUGGGGAUUGUGAGGAGGGAAAGGAAAAAGUGGAAUUUUAUGGGGAGUGUGAGGAGGGAAGGGAGAGGGUGGAAAGUCACGAUGGGAAGUGUGGAGAGGGAAGAGAGAGAAAGGAAACUCACAGUGGGGAGUGUGGGGAGGGAAGGGAGAGGGUGGAAAGUAACAGUGGGGAGUGUGGGAAGAGAAGGGAGAGGGUGGAAAGUCACAGUGGGGAGUGUGAGGAGGGAAGAGAGAGGGUGGAAAGUCACGAUGGGAAGUGUGGAGAGGGAAGAGAGAGAAAGGAAACUCACAGUGGGGAGUGUGAGGAGGGAAGGGAGAGGGUGGAAAGUCACAGUGGGGAGUGUGGGGAGGGAAGGGAGAGGGUGGAAAGUCACAGUGGGGAGUGUGGGAAGGGAAGGGAGACAGUGAAAAUUCACAAUGGGGAACAUGGGAAAAGAAGGGAGAGGGUGGAAAUUCACAUUGGGAAGCGUUGGGAGGGAAGGGAGAGGACGAAAAGUCACAAUGGCAAGUGUGGAGCGGGAAGAGAGAGAAAGGAAACUCACAGUGGGGAGUGCGGGAAGGGAGAGGGUGGAAAGUCACAGUGGGGAGUGUGGAGAGGGAAGGGAGAGAGUGGAAACUCACAGUGGGGAGUGUGGGGAGGGAUGGGAGAGGGUGGAAAGUCACAGUGGGGAGUGUGGGGAGUGAAGGGAGAGAGUGGGAAAGUCGCAGUAGAGAGUGUCACUUUUAAGAUGGGCUUUUAUAUGGAUUAUCAAGAAGCCUUGUCUCCUGAUGCUCUUUUUCAUUUGAAACCAACAUAA
Messenger RNA from Ylistrum balloti, 1335 nucleotides. RefSeq names its product cilia- and flagella-associated protein 251-like. The record is from RefSeq and is a predicted model, not a curated record. The transcript has 2 exons. NCBI's taxonomy places the organism in Eukaryota, Metazoa, Mollusca, Bivalvia, Pectinida, Pectinidae. The coding region runs from base 1 to 1335 and encodes 444 amino acids.